AUGGCCACAUGCAAAUAUACUUGGUCUGCCAAUAAUGCAGACGAUUGGGUUUUGAAAUUAGGAUUCGUGGGUGAAGGUUUUGCCGCGUCAACGAGUAGUGGAGACUUGUUUGGCUACUCAUUGCAAAAUGUGUCCACGCCGAUAAUUAAUAUAAAGCUGGCGCAUGAGACAAGCAUUAAUGACAUGAAAGUGAUUGAUGAUAACCUAAUAGCUACUUGCUCCACUGAUGGUAUUAAAGUUUGGGACGUUAGAGUGGGCAGCAGUCAGGCAACAUUGGGCAAUGGAAGAUCUAACUUCUUAUCACUUGCACUGCGAGGUAAUUUAUUGGCUGGAGGCACAGAACUAUUAGGUGCCGAUGCCGAGGUGCAUAUUUGGGAUUUGAGGAAUUCAGCUCAAUUGGUAAAGUCCUUUGUUGAUUCACAUCACGAUGAUGUUACCGCACUCGAGUUCCAUCCAACAUUUAGCAAUUACUUGAUGUCAGGCUCGACGGAUGGCUACGUAAACAUUUAUGAUUUAUCAAAAUCAGACGAGGAUGAGGCAUUGCAUCAAGUCAUUAAUUUUGGGUCAGUCCAUUCGUGUCAUUUUGUAACAGAAUCAAGAAUUUCUGUUUUGACCCAUAUCGAAACACUUUUGUUUCACGAUUUGAAUGAUACAAAUUAUGAAGAAUUGGUGGGCCCAAAGCAUGUCGAUAAAGGAGAUUUGAGAGAACAGUGGGUAGACAAUGAAUAUGUUAUAGACAUCAGUCCUAGUGGGUUUGCAGCAUAUGGUGCAAAUUCAUUAAAAAAGCUAUCCAUCAUACCAUUUAACCCUAAAAAGGAGAAAUUCAAAGACUCAAAGAGUAUUAGCUUUCCUGGUGGACACAGUGAAGAAGUUGUGAGAGAUGUCCUAAUCAAACCGAACACGACACAAUGCUUGACUUGCGGUGAAGAUGGCAAAGUAAAACUUUGGGAGUUACCCGGGACUCUUAAAUACUACUCGAUUGGAUCUACUCCUCCAGUUUCGAUUAGUAAGACUAAGAAUAAGUCAGAUACAAAGAAGCAUCACAAGAAACCACAUAAAAACAAAAGCCGAAGAUUCAAUCCUUACUAA
Messenger RNA from Lodderomyces orthopsilosis Co 90-125, 1089 nucleotides. RefSeq lists its product as uncharacterized. Bases 1 to 1089 code for a protein of 362 amino acids. Lineage: Eukaryota; Fungi; Ascomycota; Pichiomycetes; Serinales; Debaryomycetaceae. The transcript has a single exon. The record is from RefSeq and is a predicted model, not a curated record. Gene Ontology annotation, molecular function: protein binding.